Hansenula ciferrii is the source of this 3654-nucleotide messenger RNA. RefSeq names its product serine/threonine-protein kinase. The record is from RefSeq and is a predicted model, not a curated record. NCBI's taxonomy places the organism in Eukaryota, Fungi, Ascomycota, Saccharomycetes, Phaffomycetales, Wickerhamomycetaceae. The transcript has a single exon. Gene Ontology annotation, molecular function: ATP binding; protein kinase activity. Gene Ontology annotation, biological process: protein phosphorylation. The coding region runs from base 1 to 3654 and encodes 1217 amino acids.
AUGGAGCCACUGUCUCCAGGCAAAGGAAGAAGUCCUAAGCUAGGCGACCACACAGAUCAGAGGAGGCUUUCAACGUUUGGAUUGCCCAGUUUGAAGGCUUCAUUAGCACCAGCGGAAGUUACGGUGACUCAACAUUCUCAACAACAAAGUGAUAAUAAUUUAUCAUUACAAGAUAUACAUAAAGAUUCUCCUAAAUCACCAAGUUCAAUACGAGAUACAAUUCCAAGAGAUUAUUUCCAUUUAAAUCAAGAUACUAUGGAUCUUAAAUCAGUUUCAGAUACAGAUUUAGUGGAAAAUGAACAUUAUAAAUAUAAUCACCAAAGAGAAGGACAUUCCAAAAUAGCUGAAAUUUUACAAAAUAAUCAUACCCAUAAUGAUCAUUCUUCAUCAUUAUCUGUACAAGCUUCUCCAUUCUCAUCAACAGAAUCAUUACAAUCAUUACUUGAUCGCCAAACAAAAUCCAAAAUUAAUUAUCCAAAUCAUCAAAUUUAUCAUCAUCUAACAACAUCUUCACAUAAUAGACCAAAACUACCUUCAAGAACAAGAUCAAAUAAUUCAAUGUUUAGUAUAUUUGGUGGUGGAUCUAAAAGUACUACAAAUGAUUCAAAUAAUAGUAGUCGUAAUGGGAAUUCACCGCUAGUAAGGUCACCAUUAAGUGAAAAAAGAAAUCCAUUUAAUGGGUUAUUAUCAACAUCUGAAAGUUCAACAGAAACUAGAAAACUAGAGCCAAUAACUUCUAAUCCUCAUUAUAUUCAUUCAUCACCAGAAGUUAAAGAAAGUAAUCAUAUCUCACUUGAAUAUGAUCCUAUUUCUAAAAGAAAAGUUCUUAACUCAUAUGAAAUCAUUAAAGAAAUAGGGAAAGGUGAACAUGGUAAAGUUAAAUUAGCAAGAGAUAUUGUUAAAGAUGAAUUAGUUGCAAUCAAAAUUGUUGAUAGAAAAGGUCGUCAAAAAUUAGGUAAUCCUUCACAUUUAUCUGGUGAUAGUGCAGAAGAUAAAAUUAGAAAAGAAAUUGCUAUAAUGAAAAAAUGUCGUCAUCCAAAUGUUGUUCAAUUAAAAGAAGUUUUAGAUGAUCAGAAUUCUAAAAAAAUCUACUUGGUUUUAGAAUAUUUAGAGAAAGGUGAAAUCAAAUGGAAACAUGAUGAUGAUGAUGGUAAACCAAAUUUAAGUUUAGAUAUUUCAAUAAGUGCCCUUAGAGAUGUUGUUUUGGGUUUGGAAUAUUUACAUUAUCAGGGUAUUAUUCAUAGAGAUAUCAAACCAGCAAAUUUAUUAAUUUCUGCAGAUUGUUCAGUUAAAAUUUCAGAUUUUGGUGUUUCAUUUGCAUCUUCAUUAAAUGGUGAUGAUCAAGAUGAAUUAGAAUUAUGUAAAAGUGCUGGUACACCUGCAUUCUUCGCUCCAGAGUUAUGUAUAACAAAUUUUGAUGAUGAUAAUUUGGAAAGACCUAAAAUUACACAUAAAAUUGAUGUUUGGGCUCUUGGUGUUACUUUUUAUGCUCUUUUAUUUGGAAAAUUACCAUUUUGGGGUGGUAAUGAAUUUGAAUUGUUUGAUUCUAUUAAUAAAGAUGAAUUGAAGUUCCCUGAUACAUUUCCAGAUACUCAUGAUUGGACUACAGAAGAGAUUUUCCAUGUUAAGGAUUUAUUAUGCAAAAUGUUGAAUAAAGAUCCUACAAAGAGAAUUGGAUUAAAAGGUAUAAAGAGACAUCCAUUAACUUUAAGAGGACUAUCGGUGGAAGAAGCAAGAUUGUUUUCUGGUGAUCAAAAAUCUUGUGAAUGUAAGAUUCAUGUUUCAAAUGAAGAAGUUGAAGUUGCAGUUAUAGGUAUUGCAAGUAAAUUGAAGAAAGGUUUUGCUAAAGCACUGAAAUUUGCAGGUUUAAGAUCAAGUUCAAAAAGGAAUUCACAGUCUUUAGUGAAGACAAUAUCCAAUACAUCAGAUCAUAAACCAAAUACACUGGGAUCUCGCUCAUUAUCAUAUAAUUUAAAUGAUUCAUCAUCAUCAUCAUCAUUUUCAAAAUCAUCUAGUAUUGCAGAAGUGGAAAGACGUAAAAAAUCAUAUACCGCUUCACCAUUACAAAAUGAUGUUACUUUUGAGAAACAACCAAGAUCAUCUACAACAACUUCAAGUUCUCAAACUUCAUCAACAAGACAUCAUAAACGUGUUAAAUCUGGUGAAACUUCUGGAUUGGCAACAAGAGCCACAGUGGAGGGUGAUUUAUUUUUAAAUAAAUCUUCUGCUUUCAGUACUUUAAGUGGAAUCUUAGAUAAUGAUAAAAGACGUUCAAGUGUUGCUUCUACUGGAAGAAGAUCUUCAACUUCAGAUAAUAAUGGUCCUUUAGUGACAUCAAAUGGUUCAUCUUUGGAUAAUGGAUCACAAUUGGUUUCAUUACCUGUUAAUGCAAGUUUUGGCUCAUUAAAUAGUGAAGAUAUUGACGAUUAUGUUAAUGCUCAAAGAGUUACACUUUCUUCAGAAGACAUUAAUGAUGAACAACAAGAUGAAGAAAAUCCAAGAGAUUUCUUUACGAGAAUGAAUAGUUAUUCCCUGAAUAAAGCUACUGAAAAGAAAAAUGAUGAUUCAGUUGCACCAAAUGAAAAAUCUGAGCAUUCUGCUACAUUUAAUUUAUCAACUACCAGGGACCAAGAUUUUAUUGAUGAUUAUAAUGAUGGUGAAGCGGAUGAUGAAUUUGAUCACGUAUCGAAUAGAAUGAAUUCCACUGCAACUAAUGGUAGCUCUAAUGGAUUAACAAAUUCAAGAAGAAUGGAUUCAGUUGCAACAAAUGUUUCACAAUAUUCAGUUCCUUCAAUUUUAGCAAGUCAAUUAAAAGCUUCAGCUUCACAAACACAUGAUUAUUAUAAUGAUUUAUCAAAGCCUGAAAUUGUGAUUUCAAAUUCAUCAAAAUCACCAACACCUGUUAAAAGACCACCAUUAAUUCAAAGAGGUAGCACACCUCAUUAUAGUUUUUUUGGUAAUGAUAGUUCAUCAGAAUCUGAUUCUGAUUCUUCAGAAAUAAUUGCUACAAGGCGUUCAAUUAAUCCAACUUUCCCACCACCAAGAAAUGUUGAGAUUCCAUUAAAAGAAAAGAAAAUAAUUGUUCCUGACGAUAGUGAUGAAGAAAGUGCCAGUGGAAGUGAAACUGGUGAUAGUGACGAUGAGGAUGAUAAGGAAUUGACACUUGUACUAGGAUCAAGACGUUCAAGUCGUGUUAAUUCAAUUGCGGUUGGUGCAAUGCAAUCUGGUAAAAGACCAUCAUCAGAACCAGAACCAUCAUCUACAGCAAAUGCAUUACCUUCUAGAACUACAUCAAAUAGCAAUGACUUAUCAGAUGGUGAUUUAUUACAAUUAGCACUUAAAAGAACAGGCUCUGCAUCUGUUAGAGGUUCGGUAUCAACUAUUGAAAGAGCAUGUUCUCCAUUAGCUAAGAAUGCACCAAAGACUCCAAAUUCUAAUGCCAAUGCACAUCUACAUCAAAUAUCACCACCUUUAUCACCUACAUUAUCAGAUAAGAACCCUAAUGAAUUCAAAAAUCAUUAUAAUAAGCAACAUAUAAGAUCACCAAUUGCUAAAACACAUUUUUUUGGUGGUAUUCCUUCUUUAGAUGAAGCUUUAGAUGAUAGGAAAAGAAGUAAUUCAGUUACUAUCAGUUUGCUAAAUCAAAAUAAAUGA